AUGUGUCAUUCACUCGGAGGCGGCACUGGAGCUGGCAUGGGGACGUUGCUCAUUUCCAAGGUGAGAGAGGAAUAUCCCGACAGGAUCAUGGAGACGUUCAGUAUCAUUCCGUCCCCAAAGGUUAGCGACACAGUCGUGGAACCAUAUAAUGCGGUAUUGUCUUUCCACCAGUUGGUGGAGAAUGCCGACGAGUGCUUCUUGCUUGACAACGAGGCCCUUUAUGACAUAUGUUUCCGUACUCUGAAGCUGACCACGCCCACGUAUGGGGAUUUGAACCACUUGGUGAGUGCAGCGAUCAGUGGUGUCACUACUUGCUUGCGCUUCCCGGGGCAGCUCAACUGCGACCUGCGCAAGAUUGCUGUGAACCUGAUACCAUUCCCGCGCCUGCACUUUUUCAUGACUGGCUUUGCGCCCCUCACGUCCCGUGGCUCCCAGCAGUACCGCGCGCUGACCGUGCCGGAGCUCACGCAACAAAUGUUCGAUCAGUACCGCGCGCUGACCGUGCCGGAGCUCACGCAACAAAUGUUCGAUGCCAAAAAUAUGAUGUGUGCAGCUGACCCUCGCCAUGGCCGCUACCUGACCGCGGCGGCCCUGUUCCGCGGUCGCAUGUCCACCAAGGAGGUCGACGAACAGAUGCUUAAUGUGCAGAACAAAAACUCUUCAUACUUUGUGGAGUGGAUUCCAAACAACAUCAAGGCUUCUGUGUGCGACAUCCCCCCAAAGGGCCUCAAGAUGGCAGUUGCCUUCGCAGGUAAUUCAACAGCGAUUCAGGAAAUGUUUAAGCGUGUAGCAGAGUACUUCACGGCGAUGUUCCGGCGCAAGGCCUUCCUGCACUGGUACACCGGCGAGGGCAUGGACGAGAUGGAGUUCACCGAGGCGGAGAGCAACAUGAACGACCUUGUCUCGGAGUACCAGCAGUACCAGGAUGCCACUGCGGAGGAGGAGGGCGAGUUCGAUGAGGAGGAGGACGGCGAACAGUGA
Messenger RNA from Prorocentrum cordatum, 981 nucleotides. The record is from the annotation of a GenBank genome assembly. Lineage: Eukaryota; Dinophyceae; Prorocentrales; Prorocentraceae.